AUCUGUGUUUUCCUCAAACUUGAACCAAAAAAUUUGAGGUUUGUUGGAAGAAGACAAUUACCUAAACCCUUGGUUCUAGGGAAGAGCAACUCAGGAGCUUUGUUGGUGGCCUAAAGGUACAAUUUAAUGCAAAAAAUUAGUCUAAAUAUACAAGGAGAAAUUGACUCAUAAAAGAUCUUUUAAAGUCAUACUGAAGCCUUAUGUUAGGAAUGUUGUACUGGAAAUAGAAGGAGAAUGCAAAUCACAUUAAUGAAGACCCUUGGUGCGUUAUGUUACUGGGCCCCAAGCAAACCCUAUAUCAGCUUACUACCGUGGAGCCAUGGGCAUCUUGUUGGUCUAUGAUGUCACUGAUGAAUCAUCCUUCAACAGUAUGUCUUAUGGCUAACUUUAAGUUUCUUCUAUGUGGUUUAUAGUCUACUGUUUGAAAUCAUUUUGCUAAGUAUCAUGUGACUGAAGGUUCCCCGUUUACUUGACUGGUUGGAGAUUAAAGCUU
Molecule: messenger RNA, 493 nt
Organism: Rubroshorea leprosula
Lineage: Eukaryota; Viridiplantae; Streptophyta; Magnoliopsida; Malvales; Dipterocarpaceae
Source: the annotation of a GenBank genome assembly